Messenger RNA from Daktulosphaira vitifoliae (grape phylloxera), 3655 nucleotides. RefSeq lists its product as uncharacterized. Bases 149 to 1927 code for a protein of 592 amino acids. The transcript has 2 exons. The record is from RefSeq and is a predicted model, not a curated record. NCBI's taxonomy places the organism in Eukaryota, Metazoa, Arthropoda, Insecta, Hemiptera, Phylloxeridae.
UGAGAUGUUUUUAUGCUCGUGUAGCACAAAAUUAUCUUUUUUUAUUACAUACCACUAACAAGGCCAAAUAAACAACUACAUCGUACAAAAAAUCCAAAUGAUGUGUUUCAGUCUUAACGAACACGCGAUAUAGAUUGGUUUUGUAGGAAUGUACGACAUGCCGAAUGUGGUAGUGUUUGCAUUUCUACUCUCGUUGUUAGUGACAAGUUGUCAUGGAAAAAAUUUUAAAAUAUGUUAUGGACCUCGUUUAAAUGGACCAUGUUCGCAAUUAGUCGUUCCAACUAAAUGCCAAUCGUUACGCAAUGAGUUCUAUGAUAUAAAAAAUGGAAGCCUUUACAACAUCGCUACUAACAUAGGAUCCGUUAACACAUAUGGUAAUUGCAUCCGAAUUUUUAAAUACGAGCACUGUCGAGGCAGCAGUUUAGCUCUUCAUAAUGGUUUAGAAUCCUUAGAUAAUCUGAGACAAAUAGGUUUUGACAAAGCUGAAUCGAUAAGCCCAUGUUUUGAGGAAGAAUGUGUACAAGAAAAGCAAUUUGUUCGAAUUCAACCCGUUUAUCUACCACCAUCCAUACAAGUUUGUCGAAGUCGUGAGUUUAAAAAGCCAUGCGUUGAUCUACUUCUAUCAGCUAAAUGUUUAAAUCUGAGUCUACCAGGCAAAGACGACGAAAAAUUAGUUUCUUCAAUAUUUAAUAAGCAGCACGAAAAAUUAGAUAACACAAUUAAGUCGAUAAACACUAGGAAUAAAUGCAUUAGAAUAUACAGUAGCAAUAACUGUACGGGUAACAGCAUGCAGUUGUAUCCUGGAUCCCCUUCACAUAACGAUCUUACAGCUCUCAAUUGGAAUGCUACUGUUUCUUCAAUAAGUCCAUGUUCAAUAUCGUGCAUAGAAUGGCCAUGCGAUAACUUUCGGCCGCUAAUACCCAAACGGUUGUGGCUCGGUCCCCAUAUUACUGUGUGUGAUAAAAAUAACUUUACAGGAGCAUGUGCUAAUAUUCCAUUGCUAUCUUCAUGUAAAAAUCUGAAAUCUGAAUGGUACGACAAUGGUCAGCGGAUAUACUCUGUGCGAACUUCUAUCGCCUCUAUAAAAACAUAUAAUCGUUGCAUUAUGGUCUAUGAAGAUGAUGAUUGUUUGGGUCAAUGGACGAUGAUUGAUUCAACAUCAAAGUCUCAUAACAAUCUAGAUAUAAUAGGAUGGGCUAACAGAAUAUCAUCAAUAGGAUCAUGCACAUCACGUCGAUAUAAACGAUAUGUAAAUAAGUCUACGAAAAUUGGUCUUAAUGACAAAGGGCUUUGCGGAUUUUUUGAUAUUUUUCACAUCGGUCCAAUACCUGGACGUCCUAUUGAAGUAGUUAAUGAAUUUAACAAUCCCAUCGUUAACUACCAAAGAGGUCAUGGUGGCAGGGUGGAAUAUGUAGUUGCUCUAAUUCAUCGUCGACAUUUACAUGCUGGCAGCAACGUGGACAAUCAUAUAGAGUACUUUGCUAGGAGUUUAGGUGAACCCGAUAAUGAUCAAGCUAGUCACUUAGUUGGAUGGCAGCUUGGUGGUCCCGGUAGUCAGCGGUACAAUAUUAUUCCUCAGAACGCUCAUUUCGGUCAAAGUCCUUGGACCACUAAAGUAGAAAAGCUAGUACAUUCAACCGUUCGUAAUAGCAGCCAAGGACUUGUACGAUAUGAAUUAAACCCAAUUUAUGCUGAUAGUCGUGCGACCCGACCUCACUCUAUUGCAUACCGAGUAGCAGACGGUGAUCAUUUAAUUCAACAAGGCCAAAUUCCCAACCCUAAUAUCAGUGAAUUACUAAGCAUUUACUAUCCAAAACUAGAAGAAGAAUAUGAUGACAAUUUCGUGAUGAAUACUAUAAAUGAUAACGAUUUAAACGAAAAUGACUCAAUAUCAGAUAAUACAGAUUCUCCAAACAUCAUUUACUGAUUAACUAUGUAAUUAAUUAAACUAUGGUUUACCAAUACUGAAUGAGUGAUAAGAAACUUUGCGCGUACGUUUCACUCUACUAUUUUAUAAGUAUAGGUGCAACUAGGUGACGGUUUAACCUCCCCAUUUUUUUUUAAUUAUAUGUAAUGUUAAUUGAAAUAUUUUCAGGGUGGGGAAAAAAUGUAUAUUAACACCCCCAAACAUCUAGUGGCAUCUAUGCUUAUAACUUAUAAAAUAGCAAAUGCUUAAGUUAAACAUUUGCAUAGCUGUCAUAUCGUUUAGUAAUAUUUUGUAAUGGUGCAACUACCAGCCCUAUCUAAUUUUUCGUAAUUUAUGACUAUCAUUGUAUUUUAUAUUAAUUCAACAUGAAUAAUAAAAAAUAAUGUAAUGCUAAAUAACAUAAUUUUAUUUACAAAUAGAGGAUCUAACAAAAUGAAUAUCGAGUGUUUUUAGUGCUAUGUUUUCACAACUGUAUAUCCUAGAAUAAUUUUAUUUUUUCAUACAUAAGUUCCUCGUGAUGUCUAUAUUUGUUCUAUAUAGUAUUUUUGAAAAUACUCAAAGAAUUUUCAGUCAAUAUAAUAUUUUUCCUUAUACGCAAUGAAUUGUAUGAAGAGUGAUAGUUAAAAAGCUGAAUUGUUGCUAAUUUUUAUUUUUCCAUGAUAUCAGUAGUGAUAUAUUAACAAUAUUUUUGUUUAUUAAACAUACCGCUACUAUAAAUAUUUUUGCACAUAACGAUAGAGGAAAAAAAUUAAUUUUGUAUCUUGGUAAAUGCAAAAAAACAAUGAUACGUGAUAACUUUAUGACAAUCUAAGCAUCAAAUAAAAUUAGAUUCUGUUUAUUAAGGGGUAAUCUUUAUAACAACCAAAAUAAAUGGUUACAGAUUUACAAUACUGAAAACCCCGAUAUUCAUUAUUUUACACUGUGUAUAUUGUUUAUCAAAAAAGUGUGAUACACUAUUGACACUAUUUAUGUUAGCUAUUAUUCAUGUUGAUGAAAUUUUAUGUUCUAAUUAAUUUACAUAUUAAAUAAUAAAAUACACACAAGUAUUAUUCCAAACUUAUGUUUCCUGUAAUCAUUUUUUGUUUAUGUCAAGACAAUUAAAAAUAAUUACAAGCUAUAACCUAUUUCAAAUUACUAGUUCUGAUGAACAUAUAAGUUUUAUAUAUACUUAAUUAAUUAUUUUCAUUAAAUAAGUUCUUCUGUUCUCUUUUGUUGUGUUAACUAAAAAAAAACUGGAACGAAUAUAAUUAUAUUAUGUAAUAACAAGUUAUUAUAAUAAUAGGUAUUCAAUAAAUAUAAUAUGAUAUUUUUUCUUUUAUUACUACAUUUAUUACCAUACUUCACUUUUAUUAUAAUACUUAAAACUAUAAUUAAAUGGUAAAAAGAAAUUCAUAAAUUUAAAUUUGUUUUAUAUAGUUAUCUUUUUGACUUUGUGAUGUCAUUUUAUAAAAAUUAAAUGUUACUCAUAUUUUAUUGUGAUAAUUUGAUAAUCAUUCACUUUAUUUGCAUAUUUUUAUCAUUUAUUACCUAAUGAUGUUAUUUCUUCAAAACAAAAAAUACGAUAACUAAGAGAACUUUAAGUGAGUGCAAUAGAGCACGACAAAAUUAUAUUUUUUAAAGAAAUUACUGACACGGAAUUUAAAUAAAAGUUAAACACUUAAUUUUAUAUUAUUAAUACUAUUAUUUUUAUAGUUGAAUAAUCAUUAAAAUAAAGCGAUAAGUAUUUCA